Molecule: messenger RNA, 732 nt
Organism: Thamnophis sirtalis
Lineage: Eukaryota; Metazoa; Chordata; Lepidosauria; Squamata; Natricidae
Product: rheacalcin-1
Source: RefSeq, a predicted model, not a curated record
CGGGGAAGCCGCUCCUCUCUUCUUCUCUCCGCUUCGGCUGCUCAGGGCUUCCUCUCCUCCCGGCGCGACAGGACCCCCGCAGCUCUCGGAAGCCUCAUUGGAGGAUGGGCCCUUUCAGCCUCGGCCUCCUGCUCUGCCUGGCGCUUGUGCCCUUCGCAGCUGAUGCCCAAGCUGACCCCUGCCCUGGCAGCUGGCUCUCCUACAAUGGCCACUGCUACCGCUACUUUGAGCAGGAGGUGAACUGGCAGCAGGCGGAGGCCUUCUGCCAAAGCCACAAUGGCCACCUGGCCUCCAUCCUGACCCGUGAAGAGCACCAAACCGUGGCCGACUUCCUGACCAAGGCUCAGUGGUGGGAGCGCGAGGACGUCUGGCUGGGGUUCUUCCUCCCCUCCAACAGCCGAACCUGGGCCUGGGUGGAUGGCAGCCCCGUGGGCUACACCGCCUGGGAAAAGCAUUACCGCCGCUCCUGGAAGGCCUGCGCCACCAUGGAUGACUCUUACGGGUUCAUGCUGUGGGACGACGAUUCCUGCUACGACCGGAACCCCUUCCUCUGCAAGAGCUUGGCAGCGGCUGCCCCCACCCAGGCCCCCCAGGGACUCCAGCCCUGAAUCUGCCUCCACCUCCCACGGCCAAGGCCCAGAGCCCCCCCUGCUCCUCUACCCGCCCCCCCUUCCUCCCACCAAGGCCUCGCUCUCCCCAGCAUCUCCCAAUAAACAGCUUCUGAGCAAAGGA